Messenger RNA from Mesocricetus auratus (golden hamster), 897 nucleotides. It is a transcript of the gene Ndufb11, whose product is annotated as NADH:ubiquinone oxidoreductase subunit B11. NCBI's taxonomy places the organism in Eukaryota, Metazoa, Chordata, Mammalia, Rodentia, Cricetidae. The coding region runs from base 345 to 800 and encodes 151 amino acids. The transcript has 3 exons. The record is from RefSeq and is a predicted model, not a curated record.
AAAGACAAGCAGAAGCUCCACCUCUUUCCCCACAAGGCCAUCUGCAUGUCAUCGCUUUCUUCUUAAGAAGAAAAUAAACAGACCUCUCAAGAUCAAAUUUCUCCGAGCCCGACAGAAAGGAUAAAGUUCAUUUGGUAGCGACACGGCGUGGGAAGUAAGACAGAAUCGACGUCUCGAAAACAAACUUAGACCAAGGAUCUAUUUAGCGAGGUGAGGGCGGAGCGAGAAAAAUCGCGCUGGGAUCAACUGCAGCUGCGCACAUAGCAUUUCCGUGUUCCCUCCCCCCACCCCCCACCCCCGUUCCGCGCGGCUCCCCUGUCCCCGACCCAGCAGCACAAGCUGUCAUGGCGGCCCGGCUGUUAAGUUUGUGUGCUCGCCGCCUUUCGGUAGCAGCGGCGGUACGAGGGCUCCCAGCUGCCCGCGUUCGCUGGGAAUCCUCCAGGGCUGUAAUCUCCCCGUCUGCUGUGGAGAGAAAGCGGCAACGAGAACCGACCAUGCACUGGCAGGAAGACCCAGAACCCGAGGACGAAAACGUCUACGCGAAGAACCCAGACUUUCAUGGUUAUGACCAGGACCCUGUGGUGGACGUCUGGAAUAUGCGAGCUGUCUUCUUCUUUGGUUUUUCCAUCGUCCUGGUCUUGGGUACCACCUUUAUGGCUUAUCUGCCUGACUACAGGAUGCAGGAGUGGGCCCGCCGAGAAGCUGAGAGACUUGUGAAAUAUCGAGAAGCCAACGGCCUCCCCAUCAUGGAAUCCAACUGCUUUGAUCCCAGCAAGAUCCAUUUACCAGAAGAUGAGUGAUGAGUUACUGAGAAGGGCUUAAAAAGCACUACUUUGUUCACGCCCUGCCUGUUACUCUUCUGGUCCCUCAGCACCUUAUUAAAGGGAUGAAAAGGUG